Messenger RNA from Egretta garzetta (little egret), 936 nucleotides. Its product is annotated as olfactory receptor 14C36. The record is from RefSeq and is a predicted model, not a curated record. The transcript has a single exon. Gene Ontology annotation, biological process: G protein-coupled receptor signaling pathway. Gene Ontology annotation, cellular component: membrane. Bases 1 to 936 code for a protein of 311 amino acids. Gene Ontology annotation, molecular function: G protein-coupled receptor activity; olfactory receptor activity. NCBI's taxonomy places the organism in Eukaryota, Metazoa, Chordata, Aves, Pelecaniformes, Ardeidae.
AUGUCCAACACCAGCUCCAUCAAUGUGUUCCUUCUACUGGCUAUUGCAGAUACACGGGAGCUGCAGCUCUUGCACUUCUGGCUCUUCCUGGGCAUCUACCUGGCUGCCCUCCUGGGAAACAGCCUCAUCAUCACCACCGUAGCCUGUGAGCACCGCCUCCACACCCCCAUGUACUUCUUCCUCCUCAACCUCUCUCUCCUUGACCUGGGUUCAGUCUCCACCAUUGUCCCCAAAUCUAUGGUGAAUUCCCUGUGGGACAGCAGGGCCAUCUCCUAUGUAGGAUGUGCUGCCCAAGUCUUUCUGUUUUUCUUUUUGAUGUCAGCAGAAUUGUAUCUUCUCACCAUCAUGGCCUAUGACCGCUACGUUGCCAUCUGCAAACCCCUGCACUAUGGGACCCUCCUGGGCAGCAGAGCUUGUGUCCACAUGGCAGCAGCUGCCUGGGGUAGUGGGUUAAUCUAUGGUCUCCUUCACACUGCAAAUACGUUUUCCAUACCUCUCUGCCAGGGUAACGCUGUGAACCAGUUCUUCUGUGAGAUCCCCCAGAUCCUCAAGCUCUCCUGCUCAGAUGCCUACCUCAAAGAGCUUUGGUUUCUUGUUGUUAGUAUCUUUGUGGGUUUUGGUUGUUUUGUUUUCAUUGUGCUGUCCUAUGUGCAGAUCUUCAGGGCCGUGCUGAGGAUCCCCUCUCAGCAGGGACAGCGCAAAACCUUUUCCACCUGCCUCCCUCACCUGGCCGUGGUCUCGCUGUUUCUCAGUACUUCUAUGUUUGCCCACUUGAAGUCCCCUUCUAUCUCAUCCCCAUCCCUGGACUUGGUAGUGGCAGUGCUGUACUCAGUGGUGCCUCCAGUAGUGAACCCCAUCAUCUACAGCAUGAGGAACCGGGAGCUCAAAGAUGCGCUGAAGAAUUUGAUUCAACUGGUUGUCUCUAAGCAGCUGUAA